Messenger RNA from Caenorhabditis bovis, 987 nucleotides. The record is from the annotation of a GenBank genome assembly. NCBI's taxonomy places the organism in Eukaryota, Metazoa, Nematoda, Chromadorea, Rhabditida, Rhabditidae.
AUGAUCAUCCCUUUUGCUCAUCAUCCGUCGUUCAAUAUCGCAAAUCUAAACGAUUCGGUGUAUUUUAACUACAAGGGAGCUGAGAUUGUCUCGUUCGUCACCAGUGUUCGCCAUGCGCUCUCGACAUUCCUUCUCGCGGUUCUCGCAUUGACAGCACUCGGCCUUCGUCUACUAGGCAAUAAAUCCAGACGCCACAUUGAAAUAACCAUAAUUCUGUUCGCCACAAUUCUCAAUGAUGUUGUCUUCAACAUGAUUGCCGGCGAGAAUUUUCUACCGGAAACUCUCAAACGCCUCAGCAAUUUCAACGCCUUCAUCGAUUUGUUCUUAACGAAUCUGCUGAUUUUGGUGUUCGGCAAGAUAUCGGCUAUCAAUAUUUUUAAAGCAUAUUUCCGAAUCAAUCAUGACAAAUAUUUUAAGAACAGGCAAGCCAUUUUAAUCAAGCUCAUCAUGUCGAUUGAUUCCAGAUGGUCGAAUCCGCUGAUUCUUGCGAUUCUUGCGUUUUUGGCCGUCUUAUUAUCGGAGCUUUUCAAAGAAAAGAUGCGUCUUCAACGAAUUCAUCACAACAAUUUUGGAAUUCUGGAUUUUUCGCCUUAUGAGAAUAUUAAAAAUGGGUUCCUUUUGACGCAACUGAUAUUCCAACUGCUCUCAUGCCUCGCAAUUCUUCCAAUUGUCCGCCAAGAGCGCGAGCGAGUUCGCAUGAAGCAGAAAUCUCGAGCUUCAUUCGUGCGAACUUUCAAGCACAUGGCAUUCGAUGAGAUUGUUCUGCUCGCUUUCACGGCGAGCUACGCCUCCGCAUUGGCCGUCGCAUUCGGCUCACGGCUCGAUGCGCGCGAUUUUGCGAAUCAGGCGAUUUGCCGACUCGCACAUCUCAUUCCGAUGAGCAUCUACGCGAUUAUUACCAUCACUGGAAUGUUUCCGUUGUCGAAGAGAAGGGUCAAAAUCACGUCGUCAAAUCCAACGAUUACGAAUAUUACUUAUAUUGAUUAG